AUGGAUUCCAAGGCUGCAUACGCUGAAGCGAAGCGGAAACCCCCGGGACCCCGCAAACCUUCCGUCUCGUACAGCUCGGCUUCAUCAAAACGAGCUGGCCCGUCGACCGGUGGUCGCCACUCAAAAGCCAAGAAGAUAGCCAUCAUUGCGGUAGCACUGCUCCUCAUCUGCGGAGCCCUGUUAACGAUCGGGAUAUGGGCCCUCUCUUAUGACUCGGUAACGUUCUGCGACACGUCAGAUUGCCUUAGACAUGUCAUUGAGCUCAAGGAGGCCAUAGACACUAACGUCGACCCCUGUGACGACUUCUACAAGUUCACGUGCGGCUCCUGGAAGCCGAAACAGAAAGAGCGGUCCAUGAUUGCUCGAGUCUUCGACGAGUCGUCGGACCGCGCCAUUAGCGAAAUGGAGGGCUUGAGAGAGAAGACCAUUGUGCCCAAAGCAGUGGACUAUUUCAAGAGCUGCAUCCAGCAACGCGAUUUCACGUCGGAUGAUCUGCGACUCUAUUUCAACUUCAAGGAGCAAAUAGGUUUCUUGUGGCCGGAGAAGAAUCAAUCAGCCAUCGACCCACUGCUCCCGUUGCUUAACCUCACUAUCAACUGGAACAUCAACUUGCUCUUCCACGUGCGCGCCUUGCCCGCAUACAAGCGGAGGCCACAGACGCUGUACAUUAGGCGCGGCUUAUUGAACACCAGGUGGUUGGAUCCCACGUGGACACCCGCCACGUUUGCCGAAGUCGUCAGACAGCACUGCGCCCUACUCAGGAUCAAACCGCCGCCAUCCUCAAGCAUCCAGGAACUGAAGAUCACCGUGGAGGACAUCAUAGACGCAGCGGUCAAAGUACCGCCGGACGCCACGAGCGACACGCAGUUCACGCUCAGAGAGAUCGAGGUGCUGAUGCCCAAAAGGACGGACGAGUGGCUCAGCAACGUGAACAAACUGCACAGUCCCCAGUUCACGUGGACGCUGGACAGCCCUGUGGCUCUCGAAGACGACACGAUAUUGCAGAAUAUAUACGCCCUGCUAAAGAAGUACAAGGAAAAGAAGCAGACGCUCAUGGAAGGCUUUUCGAUGGUUUUCCUUCGAAUGUCCCUGUGGUUUGUCGCAGGGAAACCAGAGUUGCGCUAUGGGCCCGAUCCCGAAGUGGGCCGCAAGAUAUGGAAGCGGAUCUGCCUCAGAUACACGACUGCCCACUUCGGCCUGCUCGUCGCGGCCAAGCACAUUUACGCGCGCUACAGCAGCAGUGUGCGCAGCGAGCUCAAACUUUUCCACCAGAGCAUUCAGGCCGCGAUGAAGCAGCAGCUGGAAGACGCCUACUGGAUCGAAGCCUCCGUCAUGAGGAGGGCGGUCAUCAAGAUCGAAGAGUUGACGCUGAACGCGAUGCCAGAGGAGAGCUUCUUCUCCAAAGUCAACCUUUCCCACCUGUACCAGGACUUCCCCAACAUCGGUGCGUCGUUCAUAAGAAACUACAUCACGGUCGCAGCCGCCUACCGGCGCCUCAUCGGCCACGACAGCUUCAUCAGCGUCUACUCCAAGCAGCUCGGGGCCGGCGCGCCCAGCCGGUACAACUACUAUUACAACAUCGCCUACAUGGCACUGGGCGCCAUGGAGCCUCCUAUACUCUACUUGCACGGCACCGGGGCCAUGAUGUACGGCAGCUUCGGCACACUCAUCGCCGGGUGCAUGGUGCGCUCGUUCGACAAGCGCGGCGUCCUCGUCAACGACCUGGGCAGAAGAGAGAAGUGGUGGGACUCGCCAGUUUACACAGAACGAAUCAGCUGCGACUUGUUGUCCGGAAGCAAGUACGGUGGCCAGAGUUCGAACGCGAAACCAAUUGGCGGCCGCGACCCGCGCGAGGUUCGUUUCUCAUCCUUGUUCCCAAUGGCACUGGGACUGACCGUGUCGUUCAUGGCGCACCGCGGGGCUAUGGCCAAAAAAGGCAGGUACGUCCAGCACCGCCUGCGCGGCUUUGAAGACUACACAGACGACCAGCUUUUCUUCAUGACCUACUGCCUCAUGACGUGCACCACAAACAGCAGCGGCGAGAUGUGCAACGUACCAAUGCGACAGACCCAGGCGUUCGCCGACGCGUACCAGUGCCCCUCCGAAUCGGCGAUGAACCCGACUAAGAAGUGUACAUUCUUCUAG
Messenger RNA from Dermacentor andersoni, 2145 nucleotides. RefSeq names its product neprilysin-1-like. The record is from RefSeq and is a predicted model, not a curated record. NCBI's taxonomy places the organism in Eukaryota, Metazoa, Arthropoda, Arachnida, Ixodida, Ixodidae. Gene Ontology annotation, cellular component: plasma membrane. Gene Ontology annotation, biological process: protein processing. Gene Ontology annotation, molecular function: metalloendopeptidase activity.